Messenger RNA from Aspergillus bombycis, 1056 nucleotides. Its product is annotated as zinc-regulated transporter 1. Gene Ontology annotation, biological process: zinc ion import across plasma membrane. The coding region runs from base 1 to 1056 and encodes 351 amino acids. The transcript has a single exon. Gene Ontology annotation, cellular component: plasma membrane. The record is from RefSeq and is a predicted model, not a curated record. NCBI's taxonomy places the organism in Eukaryota, Fungi, Ascomycota, Eurotiomycetes, Eurotiales, Aspergillaceae. Gene Ontology annotation, molecular function: high-affinity zinc transmembrane transporter activity.
AUGUCGUUCAAUCCCAACAGCGUCGAUCUCGACACCGCGGACCCGGCAGAAAUCAUCUGCUACCUCAAUGCCUCGGAAAACGACUAUGAUGGCCGCUUAGGCGCGCGUGUAUCCGCGAUCUUUGUGAUCCUGAUUGUCUCAACCGCUGUUACCUUCUUCCCAGUCAUAGCCAAGCGUGCUCCCCGCCUUCACAUUCCACUAUACGUUUACCUCUUCGCGCGAUACUUCGGUGCCGGUGUCAUUGUGGCCACAGCGUUUAUCCAUCUCUUGGAUCCUGCAUAUGAUGAAAUUGGACCGGCGUCCUGCGUUGGCAUGACUGGCCACUGGGGGGACUAUUCUUGGUGCCCAGCAAUCGUCCUUACUUCUCUCAUCGGAAUCUUCCUCCUCGACUUUGGCGCAGAGCGAUAUGUGGAGGUCAAGUACGGAAUCUGCCGAGAGGACCCGGAGCCUAUCAUGACCAGUGCAACGGACAACAGCUUGCAUGCUACUGCAGUGGCUAACCAAGCCCCUGUUGAGAAAGAAGCACAGCUGGAAUCUCAAUCUGUCAAUGACUCGUUGUCGGAGAGGUCGUUCAAGCAGCAGAUUGCCGCCUUCCUGAUCCUGGAGUUCGGUGUCAUCUUCCACUCGGUCAUUAUCGGCUUGAACCUCGGUGUUACAGGUGAAGAGUUUUCCACUCUAUACCCGGUCCUGGUCUUCCACCAGUCAUUUGAGGGCUUGGGUAUUGGCGCCCGUAUGUCAGCAAUUCCCUUCCGCAAAGGCAGCUGGUUGCCCUGGAUUCUGUGCACGCUGUAUGGUUUGACAACACCCAUUUCCAUCGCAAUCGGACUCGGAGUCAGAACCACCUAUAACUCAGGCUCAUACACUGCGAAUGUCGUCUCGGGUGUUCUGGACGCAAUCUCCGCUGGUAUUCUUAUCUACACCGGAUUGGUCGAGUUGCUGGCUCGCGAUUUCCUCUUCGAUCCCCAUCGCACCCAAGACAACAAACGACUGGCAUUCAUGGUGAUUUCGAUGCUUUGGGGAGUUGGUGUGAUGGCACUUCUUGGCAAGUGGGCCUAG